AUGGGCAGGCGAAAGAUUGAGAUUCAACCCAUCACCCGGAAGAAUGGGCUCUUCAAGAAAGCGUACGAACUGGGUGUACUUUGCUCGGUUGAUGUUGCCGUCAUCAUCUUCGAGGAACGGCCAGGCCACCAUGUCAAAUGCUACGAAUACUGCUCUCGUGACAUACGUGAUAUUAUAGACCGUCAUAAUCACUUCGAUGGCGAACGGGACACCCGUACUCCCGCCGACUUCGGUAAUAACAAGGCAGAGGAGGCUGGAGACGAUGAUGAUGGAGACGACGACGACGAUAUGGGCAGGAGCAACGGCGCAAAACGCAGGGAUGGCCUCCGCCCCAAACCGGACGUCAAGAAAAACAGUGGUCAGUUGAGGCCAAACGAUCUCUCCAUGAGCGUUGAUUCUGAUUAUAGACCCAUGACCAUCCCCGCAGCUCCCCUGUCAAACCUCCAAUUACCUUCCUCAGUCACUAAUAGUUCUUCCCUCCCCAUCUCUGGUGAACGUCUCAACCAACCACCCCCCAAGAAACUGCGACCAAACCCCGGACAACUCACUCCCACAGGUGCCCCAUUGUCAGCUCAUACACCCACCUUCCCUCCUUAUGACCAAGACCCAGCCUACCGUCUGAACUAUCCGGUACACCAGAACAAUCUGUCUUCACAUGCGGCUCAGUCGUUCAAUGCGAGCAUGUUCCCGGGCUCGCCACCUCCGCCGUCAGGCAAUAACCUGUUCGACUUCCCGGGAACCAGGAGGACUACGAGUUACCAGGAUGCUUAUAGUGCACAACCGCGACUCUCGCAAGGACAUGUUCAUGGACAGGAUGCCUUGAGUUUCCUAGGUCCCGGUGGUGGUCAUAGAAACUCGUCGAGCCAGGGACAGAACUUCGGUGCCUCCUUCGAUUGGCCUAUCCACCAACAGGCACCACAGCAACAGCAGCAAGCCCAAUCGGCGCAUCAUAGUCCAGCUCAAGCCGCGCAUAACGCCCAUGACACGCCCUGGUUUGAUUUGCUGAGCUCAGCCUCGGCACAAGCUUCAUUGCCCCAGCCCGCGUCCACGCCCGUCCCCUCUCUCCACCUGCCAUCGUUCAAUCAUGGCGGGGCAUCCCACAGUCACAGCAGCUCGAGCAGCAACGACAGCCGCCGUCCGAGUUUGUCAUGGGAGCGGCAACAGCAGCACGACGUGCCGUCCGUUCCCAGCUCAGCUACCCCAGUGAACCACCCGCCUGGAAGCGCGGGCAGUGGUGGUGGAGGUGGUGGACAGGGGUCGCCGCCGAAUUCGACUGUCGUGUCGCCGGCGCUGUCGCACAAACGUGCCCGAGUGGAUUCGAGCGCUAGUGGGAGUGUCGCGGACGUCCCGCCCGGCUCUGCGGGGAACGGGGGGGAUAGUGUUGCCGCCGUGGAUGGUGUGGGUGAGGGGGAUGGAGAUAGGGGGUCCUCGGCGAAUGGAACUGGAGGGAUCAAGACAGAGGGGGAAGGAGGUAAUGGGACGUCCAUUCCUGCGGAUUGA
Molecule: messenger RNA, 1500 nt
Organism: Gloeophyllum trabeum ATCC 11539
Lineage: Eukaryota; Fungi; Basidiomycota; Agaricomycetes; Gloeophyllales; Gloeophyllaceae
Exons: 6
Coding region: 1-1500 (499 amino acids)
Biological process (GO): regulation of transcription by RNA polymerase II
Molecular function (GO): RNA polymerase II cis-regulatory region sequence-specific DNA binding; DNA-binding transcription factor activity, RNA polymerase II-specific; protein dimerization activity
Source: RefSeq, a predicted model, not a curated record